CCCACUAGUACAUGUUCUGGUGUUUCCAAUGGCAGUAGAGAAUAAUGCCAGAGUGGAUGCGAGAGAGAGUGGGAGAGGGAAAGAGAGAGUGGCAGAGGGAGAGAGAGAGAGAAUUUCCAGUGAUGAAAUUGGUCUCCAGGCUCUCCGCGGACUUAUGUCAAAUGAAAGGGUUCAGCAAUGAGAGCGCGAGAAUCUGCGUGUGACUUUGCCUCCUCAUCACUUUAUCUCGUGAAAGGAGGAAAUUAAAACUGGUUUUGCAUUGUGCUGUUCACACGGCGGCUUUCUUAAGGAAGCGGUCAUGAGAAACGGUUGAGUUCUUUAGGUACGCCGCGCAUAUAAGAUCAGCAUGGACUAAAUGAAUUGAAUUCCACCACCCACCCGGUUCUAUGCGAUCUCUGCGAACACUAUGAAAUCGCGUCGUCUUGCUGCGUGUGGGUACUAGCGUGAACGUUAAAAGGGGAUUCUCUUCCCUCGCGGUGUGUGACGGACAGAGGUUUAUCCGCACCGAAUCAAAAGAGGAUUUAGGUACCAAACGAAUAUUUUACCUCCCGUGUAACACAAGAAACUGCCGAAACUUUACAGAUGGCCCUGGUCAUGGAACCUGUUAGCAAAUGGAGCCCAAGUCAAGUGGUUGACUGGAUGAAAGGGCUGGAUGACUGUCUGCAGCAGUACAUUAAGAACUUUGAGCGGGAGAAAGUCGGGGGAGACCAGCUGCUGAGGAUCACCCACCAGGAGCUGGAGGACCUCGGGGUGUCCCGCAUCGGUCACCAGGAGCUUAUACUGGAGGCUGUGGACCUGCUCUGUGCUCUGAACUACGGUCUGGAGACGGAGAACCUGAAGACCCUCUCGCACAAGCUCAACUCCUCGGCCAAGAACCUACAGAACUUCAUCGCAGGGCGCCGGCGCAGUGGUCACUAUGACGGCCGCACCACCCGCAAACUCCCCAACGACUUCCUCACCUCGGUGGUGGACCUCAUCGCCGCCGCAAAGAGCCUGCUGGCCUGGCUGGAUAGGUGCAACUUCUUUUUCAGGUCACCCUUUGCUGCAGUCACGGACUACUCGGUGACCAGGAACAACGUCAUCCAGCUUUGCCUGGAGCUCACCACCAUUGUACAACAGGAUUGCACUGUCUACGAAACAGAAAAUAAAAUCCUCCAUGUGUGUAAGACGUUGUCAGGAGUGUGUGACCACAUCAUCUCGCUGUCAUCCGACCCACUGGUCUCCCAGUCUGCUCAUCUGGAGGUGGUCCAACUGUCCAACAUCAAGCCAACCGAGGGACUGGGCAUGUACAUUAAGUCGACGUAUGAUGGCUUACAUGUGAUCACAGGAACCACGGAAGGGUCCCCUGCUGACCGCUGUAAGAAGAUCCACGCAGGAGACGAGGUGAUCCAGGUGAACCAUCAGACAGUGGUGGGCUGGCAGUUGAAAAACUUGGUAAACUCUCUGCGCGGCGACCCCGCCGGCGUGACGCUGACGCUGAAAAAGCGUCCCCAGAGCACGCUGACCUCCGCUCCCGCCUUACUAAAGAACAUGCGAUGGAAGCCUCUGGCCCUGCAGCCGGUUGCCCCCAAGAGUCCCACCAGCAGUUCGGCCACGCCCACCAGUACAAUCAGCACGCCUUCCAAGAGAGACAGCACCGCCCUCCAGGACCUCUACAUCCCGCCCCCUCCCUCAGAGCCCUACACACCCAGAGACGAGAGGGGGAACUUACCAAGCGAGGACCUUCAGAGCAUCAUCUCCGUGGCCAAGGGCUCAGAGUCGCCCAACUCGUUCCUGGAUCAGGAGUACCGGCGGCGUUUCCCCCUGAUGGAGGAGGAGGCCAUGCUGUACUGCUACGAGUACGAGCCCAGCACCCGCGACAGAGAGCGAGAGCAGGCCACCACCCACAGGGACAGGGACAGGGACAGGGACAGGGACAGGGACACCUCCACCUACGGGAGAUUGCGGCCCAUCUCUAUGCCUGUGGAGUACAACUGGGUGCCAGACUACGAGGACCCGGCCAAGUUAAAGAGAGAGGGCAGGAGAGAUAACUCCCUGCUGCGGUAUGUGGGUGAAGACAAAGGCCCGCCCGAGGAGUACCUGACGGGCCGCAGCGCCAAGCGGGACACGGGCAAGCGGGGCAAGAAGCGCAGCGAGAAGGGUGGCAGCCCGGCCCACUACAGCCUGCUGCCCGCCCUGCAGAUGGAGGUGCUGCGCCAGGAGUCCAUGUCCACCCCCAGCCCUGACUCCACCUCGCUCUACCACACCUUCCAGGCAUCAUCCCUGCUGUCGAAAACCAAGAAGAAAAGCAAGGCAGGUCCCAUGUCUAGCAUCAGUAAGCGGCGGAUCUCCUGUAAGGACCUGGGCCGCGGUGACUGUGAGGGCUGGCUGUGGAAGAAGAAGGACGCCAAGAGCUACUUCUCUCAGAAGUGGAAGAAGUACUGGUUUGUGCUGAAGGACACCUGCCUGUACUGGUACAUGAAUGAGGAGGACGAGAAGGCUGAAGGAUUUGUCAGCCUGCCUGAGUUCAAAAUCGACCGUGCUAGCGAGUGCCGCAAGAAAUAUGCGUUCAAAGCCUGUCACCCGAAAAUCAAGAGCUUCUACUUCGCUGCCGACAGCGUGGACGACAUGAACAGAUGGCUGAGCCGGCUGAACAUGGCGGCGGCCGGCUACGCCGAGCGGGAGAGGAUCAGGCAGGAGCAGGCUGACUACUGGAGUGAGAGUGACCAUGAGGACAACGAGACGCCAUCGACCCCUAAGCAGGACAGCCCUCCACCCCCUUAUGACACCUACCCACGCCCACCCUCAAUGACCUGUGCCAGUCCCUACCUGGAGCCUAAGCACGGGCGCCUGUCCUCCACCGAGACUUCCCAGUCGCGCUCGUCCCACGAGGAGUACCGCAGCGAGCCACAGGGGGGAAGCAGCAGCGGCGGCGGCUCCCCGGCACGCAAGUCGGCCAGCCAGCGGCGCUCGUGGCAGGACCUGAUCGAGACGCCGCUCACCAGCUCAGGCCUGCACUACCUGCAGACUCUCCCGCUGGAGGACUCCGUCUUCUGCGAGCCCGGCGCCGGCCUCUCCCCAGAGGCCCGCCGGCAGUCCACGCUGCCCGCCCAGAGGAGCCUGAUGGCGGACCACUACGGGCCGAUGGUGGGCGAGGGCGCGGUAGGCGCCGGGGCCGGCCUGGGGGGACAGGGCAUGGGGAUCGGGGUGGGCAACCGGAUGCUGCUCCUGCCCGACCCAGGCCUGGCGGCGGGCGGGAAGCCGCGCAGCUUCACACUCCCCCGGGACAGCGGCCUCCACGCCCUCCUCACGCCCUCCGUCAGCGUGGAACACCGUGACCCACAGCGCCGGGAGCUGGUCCGUUGCCUUGACAAUCCCAAUGGUGAGCAGCAGGAGCACAGGCACGCCGACUCUCUGGGGGACCUGUACCGAGCCCUGGAGAAGGCCAGCCUGUCGCCUCUUGGAGACCCACGCCUCUCCACGCGCCUCGACUACAAGCGUUCGUUCGUCCGACGCUGCAACGACCCACUACUCAACGAGAAGCUGCACCGCCUGAGGAUCCUGCAGAGCACACUCAAGGACAGGGAAGGGGAAGUAGCUGUGAUUGACAAGCUGCUGACCAAUCCACAGCUGACCUCUGCCUCACUGCGGGAGUGGAAGAGAAUGUACCUGGAGCUGUUCUCAGAGGAGCCGCAGCACGAGCGAGAGUGCGAGCGCGAGCAGCCGCCCAGCCCCCAGUCAGAGCCCAGCCCUGGCCCACCCACGCUCUCACACACACACUCCUACAUCGAGACGCAUGUGUGACUCACACAGGCUACAUUCACAUACCAACACACACACACACACACACACUUAAAUGCUUUUAUUUGAAUCCAUAAGUUUAAAGACACAUGCAAACAAUCACACACACACAUCGCUACAUUAAUAUACAUUUGACUGACAUAUGAAGAUAGAUUCAUGCACACUCACACACAUUUAGGAACAUUUGACUCACCAACACACACCUACAUGAAGACCUAUGUCUGACUCACAGACACCUACACAUAUGCAUACACAUGCACGUAUGUAGGCACACAUACAUAGAGUCACACACACACUCAAAUUCCUAUAUCGAGACCGGUCUGACUCACACACUUUUCUCAGAUGGUGCCCCAAAGAGGCUUUAGAAGUUAGCUGCGCAAUUGUAGAUGAACACCCACUCAAAUGAUUCAUGCUAGCCAUGGAUGGUGUCAUCCAAUGCAAAACUACUCUUUAUACACAGGCAUACAUAUGCAUAUUAUUGUCACUAUGAUUAUCAUUACUGACACUAUUUCAGAUAUUUUAUACCUGCAGAGUUGUAUGCUUUUAAACUCAAACAAGCUGACUGACUUAGUAUUUCUGUGAACAUAAUGCAAGUAAGCAUGCAAAUCAUACACGCACACACACACACACACACACACACACACACACACACGCACACGUACACGCACACAAAGCCACUCUGCCUACAGGCAUUACAGUGUUCUGGGUUUGAGCAGGGUGGUUGCCAUGGUUACCUAUUUGCCCAGAGACUCACGAACUAAUGGAUUGAGAGAAAGAAAUGGGGAGGGUGAAUCACCUCGACACCACCCCCCACACACACACACACACAUAAACGCUCAUACACAUUCCUAACCUGGGGACUGAGUAUGCGAUAUCGAUUUGGAGUUGGACUGUGAAAGAUUUGGAUCCCGUGUGGUCCAGACUUCAUCAUGUGUGGAAGGAACCAGCGUCACAAAUAUGGAAAUACACAUACACACACACACACACACACACAUACACACAUACAUACCUGCUGAAGUGACUUUGCAUCUCUAGUCUUGUGGGAAAUUUAAACUUCAAAGCACAGAAUUGGUACUGUAUGACUUUCUACCGUGUUAAAGGGAUGGUGUGUAUGCAUGUGUGUGAAUGGUUCCAGAGAGCGGUUCCACUCUAUAGAGUGUGAGAGGCACUCAGGUGUGUCAUGCAUGGAUUGUGAACUGAGGCAUGACCGUAGUUCCAUCUGUGUGUGUGUGUGUGUGUGUGUUUUUGUGUGUGUGUAUGUGUGCACUGGAGGCUCCAACACACCUGGCCCUGUCCUGUAAGAUAUGCCUGUUUACCGGCCAGUGGGCAGCCGAGAGCUUUAGAGAAGCCUGAAAAUACCCAAUCCUCUGGAGAGGUUAGAGUACUUUUAAAAGGGUGCACACUCCUGCACCCUGGACGAACUCACAGGCAGGCUCUCUCUGUGUGUGUGUGUGUGUGUGUGUGUGUGUGUGUGUGUGUGUGUGUGUGUGUGUGUGUGUGUGUGUGUGUGUGUGUGUGUAUGCUCUUGCUGUAUGUGGGUAGCUUUGCGCGCACAUACUGUAGAGUGCUUUUGAAUAUGAACUCUUUUACUCCAGGAUAGUAGGAACAUUUUGUAUCGUGGAUCACGCUGUUACUCUAUACACAGUAUGGACUUCUCCAAAAUGUUUUUUUUUUAUUUACUAAACAUGUGCUGGAACUCUGCAUUAAUCCAUAUUAGAUUAGAUUAGCCAGGGUUCCGUGCUCUUCUCUUCAGUAUUUCACCUUUGACCCUGGAGUGCCACAGAGCACUCUAGGAAGAAAAGUGCAGUAGACACACAGGUAGACGUGUCCGCUCUUCCUGUAACACCUAGAGGGGAACACGCUCCAUCAGUCUCAAUGCCGCCACUGCAGACUUUAGUGAAGGCAUGCAAGACUGUUGCCGUGGUUACCGAAACCACCCACAACCCCUGUCUCCAGUGGUGACCGUUUCCCUGGUAUUUAUAACGAAACUGUGUUUUGUUUGUUUGUUUUCAGGUCAACAUUUAUAGACAUUAAGACAACCUGAAGCACUUGUAAAGUAUAUUCGUGUGUAUGCACACACACUGCAUUGUUGCACUGCAUGUUUUACCAGGUAUAGUGUGAGAUUCAUUUGAGUAUUCUGUGUUUCUUUGUCAACACUUAAACAUUGAAAAGCUCAGUGUUAAUCUUGUAACUGAAUUGCUUUUUUUUUUUUUUUGUCUGUGAGACUAGAGACUGGGAAUGAUUACAAAGAAAACUAUCAAAAGCAAUCAUGCUCUCAGAGGAAAGACAGAGUACUUAUUUUGUGUAACUUAUAGAUUAUCCAAAUGGUUGUGAAUAGUUUAUAGUAAGCCUAGACAUGUAUAGACAAUCUAAGAAUGUACUACUGCUGAUGGAUCUAAAAGCCACUGAUGUGUAUGUGUCGACUGGAGUGAUUGUUCAGGGAGGACAUUUCUUUGCUAGAAAUGGCACAUCCAUUUUCAUCACAUUUCUCUGACCAAUCAUAAUACCAACGUGGCCAACUAUCAUUAUCCACAUUCCUCUCAUCCAGGUAACCUUUGACCUUUAAGCUCUGAGUGUGGCUCAACUAACCAUGGUCCAUGACAACAGAGCACCCAUGGGGUUAUAUGUUGUGUUUAAACCUGUUAUCCCUGUCAUUUUUAUCAGUCUGUGAGUAUUUAUUUACUUAUUUAUUCAUUUAUUUAUUUACAGAGCUGUUCAAUCCAGCAACAUGUUCAAUCUCCACACCAUGUACUAAAAACGAGUCAAUAAAAUGUAGUUUAUUGCAAACUAGUUGCGUCAUCA
Messenger RNA from Clupea harengus (Atlantic herring), 6582 nucleotides. RefSeq names its product connector enhancer of kinase suppressor of Ras 2a (gene cnksr2a). Gene Ontology annotation, molecular function: protein binding. The record is from RefSeq and is a predicted model, not a curated record. NCBI's taxonomy places the organism in Eukaryota, Metazoa, Chordata, Actinopteri, Clupeiformes, Clupeidae. Gene Ontology annotation, cellular component: membrane; cytoplasm. Gene Ontology annotation, biological process: regulation of signal transduction.